Molecule: messenger RNA, 7807 nt
Organism: Aquila chrysaetos chrysaetos
Lineage: Eukaryota; Metazoa; Chordata; Aves; Accipitriformes; Accipitridae
Gene: BRD3
Product: bromodomain containing 3
Exons: 13
Coding region: 368-2536 (722 amino acids)
Biological process (GO): chromatin remodeling; regulation of DNA-templated transcription
Cellular component (GO): chromatin; nucleus
Source: RefSeq, a predicted model, not a curated record
UGCCUGAGGGAAGGCGGCGGCGCCGCGCGGGGGGAAACGGCGGUGCGGGAGCCCGGCGGUGAGGAGACGGGAAAGGAGCCGGCCCGCCCCCGCGCCUCUCGGUUCCACCGAGACCAGAACUAAUCCAGUCCUGCAGAUUUGAUCCAAAGGACGUUAACGUUUGUGGAAAAGCUCCAACUAACUUCAGUACAUGCUGGAUCUGCUCUUUAGACCUGACUGCUGCAAACAAGCUCGUGCUUACGUUUGUAAUGGUUGUAUGAUUGGACCCUGGAAAUGGGAUGUCAGUCCCGUUCAGGGAGCAUAAAGGAAGAAAGAAAAUCUCCGAGUUGCUGCUGCUGUGACAGCGAGUGAGAGCAAGAGCAGGAAAAUGUCGACAGUCACAUCAGCGAUCCAGGCUCCUCAGGGCCCUGUGAAUCCACCGCCUCCGGAGGUCACUAAUCCUAAUAAGCCUGGCCGGAAGACCAACCAAUUGCAAUAUAUGCAAAAUGUUGUGGUAAAGACCUUGUGGAAGCACCAGUUUGCUUGGCCUUUCUACCAACCUGUUGAUGCAAUUAAAUUGAAUUUGCCGGAUUAUCACAAAAUAAUAAAAAACCCCAUGGACAUGGGGACGAUCAAGAAGCGCCUGGAACAUAACUAUUACUGGAGUGCCAGUGAAUGUAUGCAGGAUUUCAACACCAUGUUUACAAAUUGUUACAUUUAUAACAAGCCCACAGACGACAUCGUCCUCAUGGCCCAAGCCCUGGAGAAGAUAUUUCUGCAGAAGGUUGCCCAGAUGCCUCAGGAGGAAGUCGAAUUAUUACCCCCAGUUCCUAAAGGCAAAGGUCGCAAGCCAUCAGUGGGCACGCAGAGUGCAGGAGCGCAGCAAGCAGUGGCCGUGUCUUCCGUCUCCCCGCCGGCCCCGUUCCAGAACGUCCCUCCAGCCGUGUCUCAGACGCCCGUCAUUGCUGCCACCCCUGUGCCAACCAUCACUGCUAAUGUCCCGCCUGUCACUGCCCCUCCCGCCGCUGCUCCCCCUCCGCCUGCUGCUCCGAUAAUGCCCGUGGUGCCUCCUACGCCACCAGUAGUCAAGAAAAAGGGAGUGAAGCGGAAAGCAGACACGACAACCCCUACGACCUCUGCGAUCACUGCCAGCCGAAGCGAGUCGCCCACGCCCCUCUCGGACCCGAAGCAGGCCAAAAUCAUCGCUCGACGGGAGAGCGGUGGCCGGCCCAUCAAACCACCAAAGAAAGACCUUGAAGAUGGAGAGGUCCCCCAACAUGCAGGGAAGAAGGGCAAACUCUCUGAGCACCUCAAGUACUGUGACAGCAUUCUCAAGGAGAUGCUCUCGAAGAAGCAUGCAGCCUAUGCAUGGCCCUUUUACAAGCCUGUUGAUGCAGAGGCCUUGGAAUUACAUGACUAUCAUGAUAUUAUCAAACACCCCAUGGAUCUCAGUACUGUUAAAAAAAAAAUGGACAGUCGGGAAUACCAGGAUGCACAAGGUUUUGCAGCAGAUAUUCGGUUAAUGUUCUCUAAUUGUUACAAGUACAAUCCUCCAGACCAUGAAGUGGUAGCGAUGGCCAGGAAGCUACAGGAUGUCUUUGAGAUGAGGUUCGCAAAGAUGCCUGAUGAGCCUGCAGAGGCCCCACCUCUGCCUCCACCAACAGCACCAGUGGUGAGCAAAAGCACAGAGAGCAGUCACAGCAGUGAGGAGAGCUCUUCCGACUCGGAUAGCUCAGACUCGGAAGAAGAGCGAGCGACUCGGCUGGCGGAGCUGCAGGAGCAGCUAAAGGCUGUCCAUGAGCAGCUAGCUGCAUUGUCACAAGCACCAGUGAACAAACCAAAGAAAAAAAAAGAGAAGAAAGAAAAAGAGAAGAAGAAGAAAGAUAAAGAGAAGGAAAAAGAAAAGCACAAAGUAAAAGCUGAGGAGGAGAAGAAACCCAAGGUGGCUCAACCACCAAAACAAACCCAACAGAAGAAAGCCCCAGCUAAGAAAGCAAACAGCACAACCACAGCUAACAGGCAGCCCAAGAAAGGAGGCAAACAGGCAUCUGCAACCUACGAUUCAGAUGAGGAGGAGGAAGGUCUGCCCAUGACCUAUGAUGAGAAACGACAGCUCAGCUUGGACAUCAACCGUCUGCCUGGGGAGAAGCUGGGCAGGGUGGUGCACAUCAUCCAGUCACGGGAACCUUCCCUCAGAGACUCCAAUCCUGACGAGAUAGAAAUAGAUUUUGAAACGUUGAAGCCCACAACUUUACGAGAACUGGAGAGAUAUGUGAAAUCUUGUUUACAGAAAAAACAAAGGAAACCAUUUUCUGCAAGUGGAAAAAAGCAAGCAGCAAAGUCAAAAGAAGAGUUAGCUCAGGAAAAGAAGAAAGAACUAGAGAAACGGUUACAGGACGUCAGUGGGCAGCUAAACAACAACAAGAAACCUGCAAAGAAAGAGAAAUCCGGCUCGGCUCCCUCCGGAGGCCCUUCCCGGCUCAGCAGCAGCAGCUCCUCCGAGUCCGGGAGCAGCAGCUCCAGCGGCUCCAGCUCGGACAGCAGCGAUUCGGAAUGAGUUACAGACACUUACACACAAAACACAAAAUGGACAUCACCCUCACUGAUGCUCUGCAGUGUUCCUUUCUCUCCUUAAUAUACUACUCUUGUUCCACGGUGGUCAGGUUUUUUUUCCUCUCCGUUUCUCUGAGUUUUUUAUUUUAUUUUUUAAUUCAGUGUUAUAAAAGGUUUCUUCCAUUUUUGGGGGGGGGCACUCUUUUAAUAGGUCAAAGAUCUUUGCGUGUGCGUGUGUGUGUGACUAGACUUUAUGACAAAUAGUUCCCUUUGCAUAAAGUCUCUAAAAUACAUUUUAACUGAAUAAGAUUGGUUGAAAAUGGAAGAACUUUGAACUCUUAGCAGGAGAUAAAUAGCAAGUUCUGCAAGGUUUGUAGUACACUUCCCUCCUGCCCCUUCCCUCUCCCCAGAAUGUUCUCUUUUAAUAAGCCUGCCUGGCUCACACAAGGUAAAACAAAAAAAAAAUCUUUUUUUAAAGAAAUCGCUGUAAAAUGGUACUGUAUCUGAAAGAUGUUAGCUUUUGAACUAGUUGGUGUAUUUGUUAUUAGCACUAGUAUUCUUAAUCUCGAAGUCUACAGUGUGAUGAAAAUGUCAGAUGCUAUCAUCUUUUUACAUAAAAACAAAAACACAAAAAAAUUCUCAUGUACUGUGGAUUGCUAACAUGCUUUUUUUUUUCUAAUCUUGGUAGAGGCAUAGGCACCUGUUCAGGAAGGUAUUUAAGCAUGAAUUUAACUUUAAGCACAUGAGCAAUAUAAGUGGUUGCAUUUCUUGGUUUUCCACUCAAAAUUUUCAUUUUUCUUGGGGGUAUGUUGGGAAGAAGGGAGCAAGGGACACUCAAGUUUCUUGGGAAUGUUAUUUUUAACAUCAAAUAGAUAAUUUCCAGGAAAUGGACACUCUCUAUGAAAGUUUUCAUUUAAUUGAAAACAGUUUUUGGCUGAAAGUUCUCAGCUGGACCUCAGAGUGAUCCCUGCAGAGUGACCAAGGCAAGUCAUGUGCUCGUUAUUAGACACGUGCUUAAGUAUUUUCUCCAUGACAAGCACCUCAGUCUGGGCUUAAAAUAAAGGAGCACUUGAGCUCCAGCUGAGGCUGAGCUGGCAGGGGAAUUGGAGAGGGAUGUUGCGUGUGUUUGGGGUUUGGGUUUUUUUGUUUGGGUUUUUUUUCCCCCCCCUCUCCUUAUCGUUUCAGUAGUGAGCUUCUAGAAAGGGAAUGCUACUUCUGUGUCAUGCAGGGUGCAGGUUUCCAGACACUGAAAUGCUUACCUCAAUAAAAAGAAAAAAAGAGGGGAGGGAGAAAAAAAGAAAAGAGACAAUUUUUAAGGCUUGCAAUUUUUUGAGUCCAGCCUAAUGUUUUGACCUGCACUGCUGCAAUACACUCUGUUUUCACUGUCCCUAAUUUCAUGUAUAUACAAGUACUUUAUUUAUUAAACACCAUUGGUCAUUUAAAACUUAAUAAAAAAAUAACAAAAGCAAAGCUGCAUUAUGCAGACUAGCAGAAAUGCAGAAUUUUAAUGUGGUUUGAAACAGAUUAAAAAAAAACACAAACAACAAAGCAAAUAAAAAUCUGAGGUUUUAUUUAAAUACAUUGGACUUUAUACCUACAGGUGCUACAGUCCAGUCUAUCGUGUGUCUGGUGCUCUGUCAUGUUAGGUGUGUUCAUUUUUGUAAUUUGUUUCCUCUUCUUUCUCUUUUCACCCCAGCCCCCUUUUUUCCUGUUUUGUACAGAUUUUGGAGACAUACAGGUAGAUACAAUUUCUUGAUGCAGCAUGUUACUAUUUUCUCAGUAGUAUUUCCAGAGGUCUUUCUCCCCCUCUCUUUUGUAGAACAGUGGGGUUUUUUUUCUUUUAUAAACCAAUUUUAAGAAAACACCAGUUCUAUAAUUAUAUAAAAUUUGUAAUCUGAGGGGCAGAAAUUUAUUGUAAAUUCUUAACUUUUUAUUGUAAAGAAAAAAUAUACAGAGUUUAACAGAAAGUUAUGCCUUUCCCUCUCCCAGCACCAGCCCCUAAGGCUGCCUCACUACUGUGGGGUAGCCCUAAAAUUCAGCCUGCUGCAAUCUCUGUUAGUGGUUUGCCAGAGGCCCCGUGGUGCAGAUUGCACUAACUUUUAUUUUUCACAUAGGUGAGCGGCCCCGGAGGACUCCUCAGCCCCAGCACAUGAUUUUCAUUGCACGCUCAGCCUCCAAGAGCUGGGACAGGAGAUCGCGUGCUGAGAUGUGUGGUGUCUGGGGGAUGUCCCUUUGCGGGAAAGCUGGGGAAGCGCAGGGCCAGCCUGUUAUUAGCACUCCAUGGUUUGCACUUCCAACUGCAUCCACACUCAGCUGCCAGUCUCUUACUGCCCAUCGACUGCUAGACACUUACGCAUCUGUCUUUAAAAAUCUGUCUUUCAAAGAUCAGCAUUUCAGAGUGUUCUGAUGUGCAUCUCGUACAGCCGACAUGCCUCUGUCCAUGGCUUAUCUGUGUAGUGGCAGUAACAUACUCUCCACAGUUUGCUGUAGAAAAGAAUUUGCAUUUUUUUUGCUAAGGGCUGAGAGCACAAUGCUGUGUUGCUGUGAGGCACUGAGUUCCUCCUAUAAGUUGCUGGGCUUCUUUGGCUCAUUUUGCAAUCCCCAGGGUGCUUGGGCUGUUGGCAGGAGGCUCUCAAGUCUUUGCAGGUAGUUUCCCAUAGUAUUUUAAAGUGGAUGAACUAGGGUAUUCCAGUUCUUACUGAAAUUAAUGAUUUUUCUUUUCCAUUAACAAUGGAGUUAUUUUUAGUUCCCUUUUUUUUUUUUUUUUUUAAAUUCUGCCCUUAAAAAAAAUCUUCCCCUAGACAGAUCCUUAGUAAUAUAUUUUCAGAAUUUACUGUGAGAAGAUGUAAUAUAGACCUAAUUAAGAGCUUAGGUUUUUUUAAUGGGGUUGGGUUUCAUCUGUGUUUCUCCUAUUGUCUGAGACUUGCAUUAUCAAAACCAGCUAGUAUUUUAAUUAAAAUAACUGCAACCGAUUCAAUACCAUGACAACUGGGAUAAACAAGCUCCCAGUUUUCCCUGCUUGAAACCUCUUCCCGUGUGCAUUAACCUGAGCUAUGUCAUUGAUGUACCAUGGUGGUCGCUCCCGUGUGGAGAACAAACAGCAGGCAAUAGCAGCCCGCCCGGCAGCCGCUGUCGCCAGCAUCACCGCCACACAAAGCCUGGGGACCUGGCUCUGCAGCAUGCCACCAUCCUCCGACGUCGGGGACAACCCCGCUGACCACAGCCAGGGUACAGACAUUCCUCUAGGACGCAUAGGUCUGUCCCACCAAAAUCAGUGGAAAGGUUAGAGCCAAAGGGUUGGGGACCAAGCGUGAAGUGAUGGAAAGGGGCCUGGCCUGGGACUGUCUGCAGCACUGGAGGAGGAUCCCUAUUUUAGUUGGCAAGCCUGUCCUAACUUGGGGAUUUGCAAGGAGAACAAGCAACCAAAACCACCAAGGAAGAUGAAGAACCACCUGCGUAUCUUUGAUGUACCCAGCUGCAACUUGGGCUACCAUUUAGUGGGAAAUUUUUGCUUGUUUUCAUGGAAAGUAAGGUGUUCCCUAUGAAAUGGCAGUUCACAGGAGAAAUCCAUUUUGGCAUGACCUUCAUUUCAGGAAAGAAAUUGGUGACUCUUCAUUUCAAAAUGUUGUUCUUACAUCUUUUCAUUUUCGUAUUGUUUGUAGUGCUCAUUAUCUCCCGACAUGUCAGUAGUGGUGCCUCUUGUAUCUCCAGAUCAGAGUGUCUCCAGGAAAGAAGAGAUGUUUUCAGUCCAUAGUAAGUAGCAGCAGCCCUUAAUGAGUUGGAAACUGAAAUGAUAGAGCAUUUAUUUAACUGAGUUUGUAUUGCAUGACAUGUCAGUACCAAUGUCAUGAAAUAACUUUAAAAUGAUCAAACAUAAAACAUUUGAAAUAACAUUUUUAAACUUAAGAAUAAAAAAAAUGAAAUUUUUAUGGUAGAAUUUUUCUUGAACAAACAAAGUUUAACUUUGUUUUCCAGGGGAAACUUCACUGAAAUCAGUUUGAUUUCAUAUGUAUGCAUACACACAAAUAGUUUUAUUGAAACUGUUUUUUCUGACGAAUUCCUGUUUUGACAAAACAAUAUCUGACCAGACCUUUUAUCAAUCAACCAGCAUUACUGCACCUUUAAAAACUUUUUUAAACUUUAUCUGAUUGUAAGGUCAGCCUGUUUCUUGGCAUACCAUCAGCUGUAGGCUCAGUGGGACCAGAGGGAGAUCCGCAUCCCAUGGGCUCAGGCCCUGAUCCAUCUACUAAAGGAAUCUGUUGGGUACAACAGCUUUCCGCUAACCAAAUGUUGUCUAUACAAAACCAUUUCAGUUUUGUAUUGAUGUGAUUUUAAACUUUCCUACCGACAGGGUUUGUAACUGUAGAACUGAUGUUUCAGGACUAUGUAACUUGUUUGUGAGUGUGUGUAUAAUAGAUGCACACGCCCACCCACACACACACAGAAGCACGUGUGUGUGUAUAUAUACAAAUUAGUUACCCAGUGAGGUCUCUUUCCAUGUUCUCUAUGUGGUAGAAGCAGACUGCAGUUACCUAAUCUAGUUCUUUCUCUGUUUUGGGGACUCUUAGACCAGUUUUUAAUUUUUUCCUUGUUUUGAAAGGAAUGAUGUUUUUUAAAGUUGGGGUUGGAGCUAGGGGGAAGGGAUUGGGGCAUGACAAAAACCACAACCUUUUUAGUACUGGAUUUUAAAAAGAUAUAUUCUCAAGCAUGAGCAGUUACCACUAGGGCUAACUGUGGGCAGGCUCUGCAUUGUUGAAGAUAAAUUUAGGGUAAGGAUUCAUUACACUAGCAGCAUUAUCUUGCUUGUAAAACAAUGAGAUGCAUUUUUUUAAAGAAAUGGUAUUUGCAUAUCUUUUUAAAUGUCAUUUUUAAAAACAAAUAAACCACCAGCUAGGAUUUGACACAGGCCACUUAGAACUUACCCCUGAUACUGGCAUAACCAAUCCAGAAAGAUUUGUUGUUGUAUUUUUGUUUUGGUUUUUGGGUUUUUUAAUAUUUAAAAAAUUGUUACUUUUCUGUAUGAUGUGCAUGCAAAUUUACCGUAACUCUUUUUCUUAAAACUUUUUAGUGCCAUUUCUAGUAUAUUCCUGUAAAUGUCAGUUACUGAAAAGAAAUGAGUCAAUGUAAGUAGUUUAGCUUGUUUAUUGCAAAUUGCUGGCCUCAAACACAACAGAAUUAAAAAAAAGAGUUAGAAAGUAAUCUUUGAUGUUACUGGUAAUCAUGGACCCUGGUCCUGGGGCAUUCGUUUUGUUUUCAUAAUAAAAAGAAAAAUUGU